Molecule: messenger RNA, 1642 nt
Organism: Hypomesus transpacificus
Lineage: Eukaryota; Metazoa; Chordata; Actinopteri; Osmeriformes; Osmeridae
Gene: atxn10
Product: ataxin 10
Exons: 11
Coding region: 12-1469 (485 amino acids)
Biological process (GO): neuron projection development
Cellular component (GO): cytosol
Source: RefSeq, a predicted model, not a curated record
UAAAAACUAAGAUGGCGCUGUGCUUGAGCAACAUGUCGGAGCUCACAGCAUCAAUCAAUGAAAUAAUCAAAGAAGAAUUCAGUGUAAAAGAUUUACGAGUUUUGACAUCUCUUACAACGGCUCUGCGUGAACAGGAAUACAGGGACAGCAUUCCCGAGGACGUGUUGGCGAGUCUGAUGCCGGUGUUGAACCGGUUAGCAGACGAGAUAGAGGCGGGGGCAGGUAGCGGAGAGGCCGGGGCGGGGGCAGGGGGGAGGCAGGCAGGGCCUUUGUCUCUCCAGAUGAUGGCUGAGUGCUUUAGGGCCCAGAGGAACGCCUGCAUACAGAACACACACAACCAGAACCGACUCAGAGAGCUGGGCUGUUUGGAGCUGUGUGUUCGGGUUGUGGGAGGGCUGUCUCAGCUGAACCUGUACUCCACCCAGGCUGCUUCAGAAGCAGCUCUGCGUUGUGGGCUCCAGUUCCUGGGGAACGUUGCCGUGGGUAACCAGCUCUGCAAGGACCACAUCUGGAACCUCUGCUUUCCUGAUAAGAUGCUAGCCCUGCUCAGUGUAACAGACAGCAAGGCGGUGGGAUAUGCAUCCAUGGUUCUGCACUGCUGUCUGGACCAGGAUAAGCUGCAGCUGAUGGCCCAGCAGCAAGGGGGCCUGGCCCUGGCUCGCAGGGUCAUUGAGCUCUGCCGGACACAUCCAGACCUGGACUGGACAAUUCUGAUUGCUACCCAGCAUUUCCUGAAGUCGCCUGUUGUGGUUGAGAGUAUUUACGCCUGCAUGGAGCCCCUGGAACGGGUGACGUUGCUGCAGCUGGUUUCAGCCCAGCUAGGGGAUGACUGCGUCAUCACGCCCGGUGUUGCUCGUUUCCUCGCCACUCACUUCCAGGAGGAUGGUGCUGCGGUGCUCUCCCUCGCCACGGCCUCUGCUGACCCCCAGGAGGCGCUAGUGGUCAUCAGCUUGCUGGAUGUGCUGUGUGAGAUGACCUCCGACCACAAGGAGUUCAUGUUCCUCCAGGACCAGCCAGGCCUCCUCAAGUCCACUGUUGAGCUUUUACACAGGGUGCAUCAGCUGGGAAAGACAAGUCACAACGUCUUCACCCCCACCCAGGACUUCUCCUCCUCUUCCUCCUCCUCCUCUUCUCCCUCCAUCAGUUUCAAGGCCCAUCUCGUCCGCUUCAUAGGGAACCUGAGUCACCACCACACACACAACCAGAACCUGGUCCGGGACCUGGAAGGAAUACCUUUGAUCCUGGACAACUGCAGCAUCGACAGCAAAAACCCCUUUAUCAGCCAAUGGGUUUUGUUCACACUCCGGAACCUUCUGGAACAGAACCCAGAGAACCAGGAAGUGGUCGCAGCACUGGAGAAGCGUGGCCCGGCUGAUGACUCCGCCCUCCUUAACCUAGGCUUCCGAUUGGAGGAAAGGGAUGGGAGCCUUCUGCUCAAACCUGUCAACAAGGAUAAAGGAAAUGAUUAAGUGUGUGUGUGAGAGAUGAGCAAGAAAUUCAUGAGUAAAGACAAUGGUAUUGUGUAAUGUACAUGAUUUAUGUUUAAAUGUCCCCCCCCCAGCUCUAGCACAAUGUUUCCCUCUGUAGAUUACAAAGUACACUGAUGAACAACAUAUUUCAAUUAAAUUAAGGUACCAUUUAA